AUGCUGGUCAUUAAUCCUGAAGGAUGGACGCCAAAAGACCGUGGCAGCCGACUAUAUCACCGAACUGUGAUGCUGACUAUGAAGGGUAAGGUCUUCUACCUGGACAAGCUGAAAGUUACAUGGUGCCCAAUUUUGACAAUUGACUCGGAGCCGGUGUUCCAAAAACCCCAUACCCUGAAGGUAUGCCAGGAGAAGUUUGAGUGCCUGAAGAAAAAGGCACAGUAG
Durusdinium trenchii is the source of this 225-nucleotide messenger RNA. NCBI's taxonomy places the organism in Eukaryota, Dinophyceae, Suessiales, Symbiodiniaceae. The record is from the annotation of a GenBank genome assembly.